Limulus polyphemus (Atlantic horseshoe crab) is the source of this 2814-nucleotide messenger RNA. RefSeq names its product zinc finger CCCH domain-containing protein 10-like. The record is from RefSeq and is a predicted model, not a curated record. The transcript is spliced from 3 exons. Lineage: Eukaryota; Metazoa; Arthropoda; Merostomata; Xiphosura; Limulidae. Bases 359 to 1168 code for a protein of 269 amino acids. Gene Ontology annotation, molecular function: metal ion binding.
GAUUCACUUUUCUUGAUAUUGGCGCCAUUGUUACAGCUAGUUGUUAGUUUAGGCUCAGUAGUAGAGAUUUGGCGUUGUCGUUUAAUUCAAGUGGUUGGUGUGAGUCUGGGCAUGAAAUCCUGAUGUCAACAUGGAGAGUAUAUCCAUUGGUGUUGGUCAUAUAGACUUGACCAGUCCUCAGAUUAUUUAAAAAUUGAAAUGAGCCAAGUCAUUACUGAGCAACAAACAGUGUGCGCCACAGUUGAAGUGCAGCAGUAGCUACCCCGUGCUUAUCCAGGCAUAGAGCUGAGUUCUUAAAGGAAGCAUCGUGAACAUUGUUUUUGAAACUUGCCCUUUUGUAUUUUUGAAAAUAAUCAGAAUGGCUGAAAGUGAGGGUAGAAAUGAAAAUGAUAAUAACUCUGGCAAAAAUGAUGGUAACGAUAUUUGUCGUGAUUUUCUGCGCAAUUUAUGCAGGCGCGGAUCAAACUGCAAAUACAGGCACCCAGAACCCCAAAAAGAAAGCCAAGAAGAUGGAAGCAAGGAUAUUAAAUUCUGUCAUGAUUUCCAAAAUAAAGGUUGUCGUCGAGCAAACUGCAAAUUCAUGCAUUGCACUAAGAGGGAAGAAGAAUACUACCUAAGUACAGGCAAGUUACCAAGGCAUGUGCAAGAAGCUUUGGGGGAAAAAAUUGACGUUCCUGUUUGCAAAGACUUCUUGAGGGGCUUUUGUAAGCGAGGAAUUUAUUGUAAGUUUAGACACUUAACAGUACAGGAGUACGAAAUGGAAAUGGGUGGGAAGAGAGGGCCAUCUUUCAUGGGAGAACCAGAUUUUAAUCAGUUUGAUGAUUUUGAAUUUCAGCCUAAACAUAAACGACCAGCUUUUGACGAUGGUUUUGGUCCAGUUGAUGGACCGGGGGUGCUGCUGCCCACUCCUGGUCCUGACCGAAUGCCAUCAACUUCCAUGCCUGAUAUUCAAAUGUUGGAAGGGGAAAAUGCAAUUCUUCGGCGUAAAGUAGAGGAACUGAAAAAACAAGUUGCAGAAUUAACCUCAACCGUUGAGUACCUGUUAGAACAAAAUGCACAGCUGCGCGCAAGCAAGCAGUCAAGUAUGCCCCCACCUACACCUAACCCGCCUCCUAAAUCCCGCUCAUUAUAUCCAGGUGGUGGACUUGGCAGUGUCCGACCUUGGUAACUUCUAAAUAUAUUAAAACUCGGCAAGAAAUAUUGUAAGUUUAAGGUUUUAAAGCUGUUUUCUUUCUUAAUCAUACUGUACACACUGUAAUGGGGAUGAUUCAUCACUGUAAUUAGUAGUACAUGUCUUUUUUCUUUUUUUUUUCUUACCCCAAUUUUGAUAUUUUCACAUAUACCCAUUGAAUUGUAACAGUGAUUGUACAAAUAUGGUAUUACUAUGUGCACCAGGUUUUCACAGAUCACUGCUUAAAAACCCCAUUUAAAUCGUAAAUGGCCCUGUUAAUUAUUUGACAAGCAAAGACUUGACUGUUGAUUGGAUUUAAAUUUUAUUUGAUUAAUGUAAAUUAAUUUGAAGAUGAUUAAUGUUUUACUUUUCUUAUGAAUUUCACCCAUGGAUAAUUUUGAUUUAUUGCAGUUUAGAUAUGCAAGCAGUAUAAAGUAAUUUGUAUUUUCAGUAAUUGUAAUCAUAUUUAAGUUUGUUUUUUUGUCAAGACUUAGAGAUUAGAAUAGAAUUCCUGUAAUGACUCAAACAGUGUGAUUUUCUGCAUUGUUUUUUUAUUCAUUUUAGCACAUAAAUAAUAGUUCUUUAUACAUAAACAUGUUUCAUAAAGUAUUGGAGUAUUCCUUAAAGACUUUAUGCCUUCUAAUCACAUUAAAAUAAAAGUUGUAUGUUUACUAAAUAGAUGAGCAAAUUAUAUUUGUGAUGUUUUUCUGAACACUAGAUAUAGUAAUUGAAGAAUUUUGUUUUCAUGGAAUGUGUAUGAUGUGUACAAGGUUUGUGCUAUAUUUGAAAACAACUAUUUGACCAGAAAUAUCACAGUCUGUAGCGCUGUCAUACUAUUAUCAAUAAACAUGGAUGUUUCUGAAUGUCAGAGUUACUUAUUCAGCAUUUCAGAAGAGCUGUGCAUUGGGUGUUUUGUACAAAUUAGUUAGGAAAGCUUGGAAAAGUCAGUGAAUUUUAGGUGAUUCAAUGUGAUUAUUAGCCCAAAAAAAUCAUAUGGUUAAUUAUGAUGCAUUUAGUACAUCUAUAUACAUAUUUUAUGCAUAAUUGCUGUUUUAUCUAUAAAGAUCUUGCUUACCAUUGAUUGUCUUGGAGUGUGAAGACAGCUGUAACAGACACAUAAACAAUAGCUAGGUUCCCACCUAAAUGUAGUGUUAGGGCUGUAAGAAAAACUGUCUUGCCUCCUGACACUAGGUCAGUUUUGGAAUGAAGUCCAAUCAAAAAAAAAAUGUACAUCGAAUAUUUCAUUGACACUGAUUCAUUUUACUACAGCAUAAAAGGUCUAACAAAUUACUGUUUAGAGAGAGAGCGGUUGUUUCCAUUAGCCUUCUUGGUGCUACCAUUGUAUGAGAUACGGUAGUCAGUGAAUUCAUAUUGGUGCUCUGUCUAGUUACCAUGCCAAUAUGCAAAGAGUGUUUGGGAAAAUAGACCUGCAUAUUACACAGUGAUACCAUUCUCACUGAUUACUGUUAUUUUGAUCUUACAAACUUUAAUACAUUGAUAAGACAGUCCUUAUGUUAGUUGUAAUAAAAGGAACAUGUAAUACCCUGGAUUUGUUAUGUGAUUGUUAUAUAAAAGUAGAGAAGAUUUGAAAAAUGUAAAUGAACGAAUUGAGUAUUUCAGUAAAGCCUGACAGUUCAAAGAUA